CUCCAGAACAUUUUUUUCUGGAGAAUAUAUAUAGUUUCCUCCUUACAAUGGCGUCAGAGAAUCUGAAUGAUAAGGUUGCUGUCUUCAAGAAGCUCAAAUCCAAAUCUGAUAAUAAGAUUUGUUUCGAUUGCAAUGCGAAGAGCCCAACAUGGGCGUCCGUUACUUAUGGGAUCUUCUUAUGCAUCGAUUGCUCUGCUGUUCAUCGCAGCCUCGGCGUCCACAUCAGCUUCGUCAGGUCUACAAAUCUAGACUCAUGGAGCCCUGAGCAGUUGAAGAUGAUGGUGUACGGAGGAAACAGCAGGGCACAUGUCUUCUUCAAGCAGCAUGGUUGGAGCGGAGAAGGUAAAGCCGACGCUAAGUAUACCUCCAGAGCUGCUGAGUUUUAUAAACAGACUCUUGCCAGAGAAGUUGCCAAAAGCAACGCAGAGGAAGUUGAGUUGCCUCCAUCUCCUGAUUCAACGACAACGCAAGUGCCCAAUGGGCUCUCAACCAUCAAAACUAGUGAACCUCCUAAAGAGAGUAAUAAUAAUAAUAAUACUAAGGUUCCUGUCUCACCGAGAGUCUCUCGGUCCGUUAAGAAACCUCUUGGCGCGAAAAAGACAGGCAAAACAGGUGGACUUGGUGCCCGGAAGCUAACUACUAAGUCGAGCGAGACGCUUUAUGAUCAAAAGCCAGAGGAAUCUGUUGUUGUUAUAUCAGCGACUUAUUCAGAUAACAGUUCACCAUCGGCUAAAUCAGCUAGGUCAUCGUUUUCCUCUCGUUUUGAUUACACGGACGGUGUUCAAACAAGAGAACUAUACACGAGCAACGGCCCACAAGUGUUUGGUCAUGUAGCUCCACCAAGAUCAACAGGCUUCUUUGAGGAGUUUGAGAUGAACGGAGGCGGGUUUCAAAAGAAACCAAUCACAAGCUCCUCAAGAAUUCAAGAGACAGAUGAAGCCAGGAAGAAGUUCUCUAACGCGAAAUCAAUUUCCUCUGCUCAGUAUUUUGGUAAUGAGAAUAACUCCAUGGACCUUGAGGCUAAAAGUACAUUAAAGAAUUUCCAUGGUUCAUCAGCAAUCUCUAGUGCUGAUCUGUUUGGAGAUGAUGAUGGAGAUUAUCCUCUGGAUCUCUCCGCUGGUGAUCUUAUCAACCGCCUCUCUCUCCAGGCUCAGCAAGACAUGUCGUCGUUGAAGAAUAUGGCAGAGGAGACAAAGAAGAAGCUCAGCUCUGUUGCUUCCAGCUUAUGGGUCUGAGAGGUUUCUGUUUUUUUCUUAAGACCUAACCCAAUGCACAUUCAUUUUCUUGUUCUUAUACCCUUUUCCAUUUCUAAGUCAUUUGAUUCUAUUCUUGUACUAGGGGGAAAUUAUACCGUAAACUAUGUUUUGUUUUGUUUUACUGAAAAUAUUGUACAAAUGAGAUUGUGUUUUGUAAAAUUGUCACUAAAUAAAA
This is a messenger RNA of Eruca vesicaria subsp. sativa (arugula), 1431 nucleotides long. NCBI's taxonomy places the organism in Eukaryota, Viridiplantae, Streptophyta, Magnoliopsida, Brassicales, Brassicaceae. The record is from the annotation of a GenBank genome assembly.